UAAAUAAACCGUACGUGUUAAAGCCGGAAGCCGUACAAAAAAAGUUACUAGAUAUGAAUUUUUGCCGGCAUUGUUAAUUAAAAAUUAUUCUAAAUUUAAAUAUGAAAAUACUAAUUUAUUUAUUAUUAUUAAUACACAUUGUGUUAGCCAUCGAAUCAGAAGGCACAUGCUCAAUAAAAAAAGAACAAUGCUCAGCUAGAGCAUCCAAAUAUGAAAGAAAAGAAAAUACUCUUCUCUAUCAAAUUCAAUCAUCAAUAAAAGCCUAUUCACCAUGUCCAAAAGAUCCAGACGAUUCAUGUUCCUGUCACACAAAUGUAAUUGAAAAAGAUCUGGCGCCUUUUCAAUCUACCGGAAUUACAAAGAAAGCUAUAGAAACUAUGGGUACGUAUGGAACAAAGUACCAAAUUGUUGAUCAUACACUUUAUCGCCAAAAGACAUGUAUGUUCCCUUCAAGAUGUUCAGGAAUUGAGCAUUUCAUAAAACCACUUUUGAAAGAAUUGCCAAACAUGGAAAUGAUUGUCAAUUGUCGAGAUUGGCCUCAAAUUAGACGAGAUCAUGGUCCAAAAGGUCCUGUACUAUCUUUUUCAAAAACUAAUGAAUAUCUAGACAUUAUGUAUCCGGCGUGGGCAUUUUGGGAAGGUGGCCCGGCAAUUGCUCUCCAUCCAACUGGGAUUGGCCGUUGGGACAAACAUCGUAACUCAAUUUCGAUGGCUGGCAAAAAGUGGCCAUGGGAAGAAAAACUUGGCAAAGGUUUCUUUCGUGGUUCAAGAACUUCCGACGAGCGAGAUUCUUUGGUUCUUUUGUCGAGAAAAAAUCCCGACCUCGUCGAUGCACAAUAUACAAAGAAUCAAGCUUGGAAAUCACUCAAAGACACUCUUGAUGCCGAACCGGCAUCAGAGGUGACCUUUGAGGAUCAUUGCAAGUACAAGUAUUUAUUUAAUUUUCGUGGUGUGGCUGCAAGUUUCAGACUGAAGCAUCUCUUUCUUUGUAAAUCAUUGGUAUUCCAUGUGGGAAGUGAAUGGAAUGAGUUCUUUUAUUUUGCAAUGAAACCAUGGGUUCAUUAUAUACCUAUUAAAUCUUAUCCCACUGAACAGGAGCUGGAGAGUAUUCUAAUAUUCUUUAAAGAACAUGAUGAUUUGGCUAAGGAAAUUGCUCAAAGGGGAUAUAAAUUUAUUUGGAAUCAUUUGAGACUAACAGAUGUUCAAUGCUAUUGGAAGAUGUUAUUGACGGAGUAUGGAAAAUUGAUGCGGUAUGAGGUGGAGGUGGAUAAGAAUCUCAAGAAAAUUAUUUAAUUUAUAGAGCAAUGAGGAGGUUUGUAUUGCUGACAUUCCUUAGAUAUUUAUAAUUCGCCUUAUAGUAUAAAAUUAGACAAACCUUUUUUACUUGUUAAAAUAAAUAAACUUUAUACAUUCCAAAAAAAUACAAUUAUU
Messenger RNA from Episyrphus balteatus (marmalade hoverfly), 1430 nucleotides. Its product is annotated as O-glucosyltransferase rumi homolog. NCBI's taxonomy places the organism in Eukaryota, Metazoa, Arthropoda, Insecta, Diptera, Syrphidae. Gene Ontology annotation, biological process: protein O-linked glycosylation; positive regulation of Notch signaling pathway. Bases 102 to 1292 code for a protein of 396 amino acids. The transcript is spliced from 2 exons. The record is from RefSeq and is a predicted model, not a curated record. Gene Ontology annotation, cellular component: endomembrane system. Gene Ontology annotation, molecular function: UDP-xylosyltransferase activity; UDP-glucosyltransferase activity.